GACAACAUGCUGGGGACUCUCUGUACUCUCAUCACUGCUCUGUCAUGUGCCAGUGGUGUGAUUGUGGUGACACAGAAGCCUCCUGUUCUCACAGUGAGUAAAGGACAGACAGCCACUAUGGACUGUAAUCUGGGGACUGUUACUAAUGCUGUGGCAGCGUGGCAUAAACAGGUUCCAGGAUCAGCUCCUCAGCAUGUGCUAAGAGAUUAUCAUAGCUGGAGCUCUCCCAGCUAUGGCUCUGGCUUCUCCUUUCCCAAAUUCACAUCAAAGCACUCAUCCCAAUCAGAUUACAGUCUGAUCAUUAAUAAUGUGGAGGUGGGAGACUCUGCAGUGUAUUACUGUCAGACAUGGGACGGCUCUGGUAAGGAGGCCACUGUCCUCCCAGCUCCUGUUCUCACUCUCUUCCCUCCAUCCAGUGAGGAGCUGAAGUCAGACAAGGUCACUCUGGUUUGUGUGGCUAAUGACCUCUCUGUGGGUUUUGCUGAUGUCAGUUGGACAGUGAGUGGGAAAUCAGUCACUGAUGGAGUUUUCACCAGUUCUGCUGAAAAACAGAGCAACCACAAAUUCAAAGUGAGCAGUUAUUUGAGCCUUCCAACCUCGGAGUGGGAGAGUGACAAGGAGGUUUCAUGUCAAAUGUCAGUUGGAUCCAAAUCCUCUGAGAAGAAGAUAAAGAAGUCUGACUGCAGUAACUGAA
Molecule: messenger RNA, 694 nt
Organism: Chanos chanos (milkfish)
Lineage: Eukaryota; Metazoa; Chordata; Actinopteri; Gonorynchiformes; Chanidae
Product: immunoglobulin lambda-1 light chain-like
Exons: 3
Coding region: 7-693 (228 amino acids)
Source: RefSeq, a predicted model, not a curated record